GAGAGAGAGAGGUAGCAGUCAGUGCAAUGGGAUAGAGGAGAGCGAGGAGGAGGAGGAGGAGAGUGAAUGAGAGCUGCUGGAUCUGCCUUGCCUGCGUGCCUGCCUGUCGUCUGCUGAAGCUGGGUCUACCAACGCGCCACGCUGCACCGCCACAGAGCACAGCCACGGCCCCUUUGCUCCACCGACGCAUACUCGGCACCGGUUUUUACUCCAGGAGCGGCACCGGCGAGGACGCGACCAGGGACCGAGCUCACCGGGCGUUCUCCGUCAGCAGCGGGGGGGGACGAGGCGACAGCGAAGCGGCCCGACGCUACCAUUUAGGCACCAGCUGCAACCGAACCACAUCCCUCUCCACCUUAUCCCAUCCUUACCAACACCAACACCACCACCACCACCACCACCACUUCUUUCUUGCUCCUCCCUAUGCCCUUGUCCUCGGCAGGUCCUCUCACCUCCCUGGCCAGUAUAUGGAUAGAAGCUCCCUGUUUCAGCUCAUACAAGAGCAGCUGGACCCAGAGAACACCGGUUUCAUCGCAGUGGAGAACUUCACCAGUCUGGUGGAGCACCAUGAGCUGCAGCUGGACCCAUCCAAACUGGACAUGCUGUUAGCCCUCGUCCAGAGCAAUGAAGAGGGGCAGGUGUGCUACCAGGAGCUCAUCGAGCUGAUGAGCAGCAAACGCUCCAGCAGUUUCCGACGGGCCAUCGCCAAUGGCCGCCGCACGCUGCAGAGGGAGAUCCUGCUGGACGAGACGGGGCUGGGUCUGUACAAACGUUUCGUCCGCUAUGUGGCCUACGAGAUCUUGCCCUGCGAGACGGACCGGCGCUGGUACUUCCACCAAAACCGCCUGUGUCCCCCGCCCGUCUUCAUCGCCAUUGUCACCAUUGUCCAGAUUAUCGUGUUCAUGUGCUACGGCAUCAUGCUAAACAAGUGGGUACUGCAGACCUAUCAGCCCGACUUCAUGAAGAGCCCCCUGGUCUACCAUCCCGGACACCGUGCGCAAGUGUGGCGCUUCUUCAGCUACAUGUUCAUGCACGUCGGUUUAGAGCAGUUGGGAUUCAAUGCUUUACUACAGCUGAUGAUCGGCGUCCCUUUAGAGAUGGUCCAUGGCAUCUUACGGAUUAGUCUUCUUUACAUGGCGGGAGUUCUGGCUGGCUCGCUGACAGUGUCCAUCACCGACAUGCGUGCUCCAGUAGUGGGGGGCUCCGGGGGCGUCUACGCACUGUGUUCAGCACAUCUGGCCAAUGUCGUCAUGAACUGGGCCGGGAUGCGCUGUCCCUACAAGCUGCUCCGCAUGAUCCUGGCUCUAGUCUGCAUGAGUUCAGAGGUGGGCCGCGCAGUCUGGCUCCGCUUCUCUCCGCCGCUGCCCUCCUCGGGGCCCCAGCCCAGCUUCAUGGCGCACCUGUCUGGGGCCGUGGUCGGCAUCAGCAUGGGGCUGCUGAUCCUGCGCAGCUACGAGGAGAGUCUGCAGAAACAGUGCGCCUGGUGGGUCAUCGUCUUCUCCUUCAUCACCUUCCUCCUCUUCGCCAUCUUUUGGAACAUCUUCGCGUACGAGCUCCUGGGGGUACAGAUACCACCUCCCCCCUGAUGACGCCAACCCCCCGCCCCCUCCCGAUCCACUGCUGGCCUCCUCCAUAUACACACUGACUCCAGCCCUGCUCCUAACUAAGGUUCCCCUUUGACCGUAGUUAACUUUCCACUUCCUCUCAACUUAGACCCAAACGAAAGGAUACGAGAUCAUUCAAAGUAUAAAUCGACAAAGAAUCCUUUUUUACAGAUACUUUGCAAAUCAAAGAAAUAUGUCUCUUUUAUUAAAGAGGGAUUACAGUAGCAACAAGUACAGGUGAAAGCUCCUCAGAUUCAUUUUGAGGAGCACUAUAUCUUUUUAUAUAUCUUGAAUCUCAUCGGCAUUACCAGCUCUAACCUUUCAGUGAGCAUUUAGCCGUUGUGCUCUUUUUGAAAAGCAGUUUCAUCAGUCGUUCCUUUGAGUGCAUCCGUCAUUCAUGUGCGCAAACCUCAAAUUAGACGAACCCGAGCUCAUGACACGUGCCUCCGGUGAAAAGGAAAGCGGCGAGGUGUGAGCGAUCAGCUCCGGCGGGCGCUCCUUUAACUAACUAACGGGAGCGUCUGCGUUUUUUUUUUUUUUUGCGUGAAGGCACUAAAGCAGUGUAGACGCCUCAAUCUGUGCCACAAAUCAGACCUGCAGGAGAAGGUUUACAGAACAAUUUCUGAAAGCAGCAAUAAAAGAAAAAAAAAAUACAAUAGCACCAAUACUAUAUUAUAGUUUAUAUAGUUUGUUUGGUUGCACAUUCCUGCUGUAACUCGCAGGGGUCACUGUGUGUUUUUGCGAAAUUGCUGGCGAACAGAACUUUCCUUUAAAUUGACAAACGAAUACGAAGACACCAGUCAAAGUGCGCCCUCGCGUAAAAAAGAUAUUUUCCAGAGGAAGUAACGCGUAGAGGGACGAGCUUUGAAUUCCUCAUUUCUUGAAAAUCAUCUAGCUUCUGACACAUCACUUCACGGGAGUCCUUAAAAACAGAAGGACGUCAGUAUUUUCCUUGCCAUUAUACCUACACUGUGGAAACAUAGUUCACACGACGAGAGCGACGCGUGAGGGCGGGAGAUGAAAGUGCGGCAGGAGACGAAGGAACGGGGAAAGCGUCGCUUCCUGUCGCUGAGUCAGACAUCAAGCAUCGACUCGCUUGGCGCACCGUGUAAAAUAUGCCAUGUCAUGCUCAAUGGCUCUCACGAGACAAGGACACACACACACACACACACACACACACACACACACACACUUCUCUUUGUCUUUGAGAGUAGCCACUGCCUGAUUCUGUAGGUCAAACCGAAGAGAAGAACACACACACACACGCACACACACACAGACACACACACAGACACACACACUGGCCUCUGCCUGUUCUCGCUCUGAUAGACUGAACUGGGGAGGGCGCGGAUGUGUCAUCACCUGACCUCUGACCUCCGCGUCCCAGAGGGCAUUGGGGUCUCUUACGUCGGGCCCAGUCAAUACCUCAUUCUUAGGGACUGUAUACAUUUGUAAAGGAAUGUACCUAUAAAGAAAAAAACAACAACAGUGUUAUUAAGUUGUCCCCGUUUUUCAUUUGAUCGUGGAUGUGUAUAUUGUAUGUUCAUAACCAAGAGUAUAUUUAUUUGUAAUUUUUUUUUUGCCUCUAUGAAGGGGGGGGGAAAAAGACAAGUUUCAAAUGGUGCAAAAAAUGAACGCUAUGAUUGUCGUCCAUCUGAUAUGGCUUUUCGAUCCGGUGAGGCAAAAAAUCCCCUGGUUUGUUUGGCGACCACCAACAAGUCGAGCUCACUUGAUUUUAUAAAUCUUCAGUGCUUUACAAAAUAAGCCAUAGAAAGAACUAAUUGGAGAAGGCAAAUGCAAAGGAGGGGGUUAAAAAAAUUUAAAUUAUUUUAAAAAAAAAACAAAAAAAAAAACGGUGUGAAACCCGAUGACUCGUAGCUUCAGUGGAAAGUUUUUUAGUUUUGGUGCGUGAUCAAAAAUGAUUUCUUCUUUGUGAAUAUUCAGCAGGUGAAGUGAAAAGAAGACGAACUGUGCGAGUACAUGCCUGUGAAACCCUGAACUAUUUGCUUUCAUGUAGCAAGACUUCUUUUUUUCUGUUUUCUUUUCUUUUUUUCUUUUUCUUUUCUUUUUUUUUUUACAACUUGUUUGCCGUUGAUCCAGCUUUUGUUUUGCAAGUGCCCGUGUGCAAGUGCUUUUUGGAAAGCUGAGGCGAGGAUAGCAAUUGUACUUACUCAAUGCUACGUUCCAUUUUCCAGUCCUUCAAUCAAUAAUUCAUUUGAAUGUCCACUGGCUGCCUGGGGAUUUUUUUUUUUAAUUUUUUUUUAUUAUUAUCUUUUUCUUUUCUUUUUUUUUGCAUUCUUCUGCCUUGACAGUUGGCAGUCCUCAGCAUUUGCUUCCACAUGAAACUGUCAGCAGUGACAGAAGACUCCGCGUUAAAUGAGGAAACGAGUGCGAAAUAGCCAUAAUAAGCCAUUUUCAGACACAUUUAGAUGAGAUGAGAUCAGCCAAUAUGUGGUCGUGAUGUAUCCUUGAUGGAAGCUCUUGUGUGUACAAGGAAAUAUUAUUGCUUUGGUUAGCAAAGAUAUGAAUAAUGCAUACAUACCCAGUUAGCCUAUAAUGAAGAUGAAGAGGAUGCCUGAGUGGAGGUUAAUGUGCCUCACAUUAACCCAGAUGGGUUGGAAAAAGGGCUAGUAAAUGGCUACGUUUUUGGGAAACACAUUAACUGUGAAUAUAACCAGAUCCUGGGCGUGCACGACUAAAACUGAAGAAAUGCCCAGCGUUGAAUUUAUUUAGACGAGAAGAGCUUGGCGACAAUAGAGAGUGAACAGCCAGGUGGGGCAAAUGUUUUCAGGAGUAGCUUAAGCCAAAUCUAAGCGUGGGCCAAACCGCAGCACCGCCACACCUUCUCCUCCAGCUCGUCCUGAAGGAGAAGAUGCCCUGACCCUCGUCCUUCGAGGCAAAAACAACGGCGCCUCGCAAGACCUCAGCGGCUUUCCCGACGCUCUCGUGUCACAACGCCCCCCCAGCGUCACGAUGAUGCUGUGAGGACACACCAGAGCUCAAAGCAAGACUGUAAACAGGAUGUCCUCCUUUAAUGAGUGGAUCUGACAGGAAGCAUGACGUUAAUUUCGUUGCUGCCGUUGCGUGUUUUAACAGUAGAAGUACAGAUAUGGAUAAUUUACAUCCUCCCCUAAAUAUGGUCCUAACUGCAGAGCGAGAUAAUGUUAAGUGUUUAGUGCCAACUCCUUAUUUUUUGCCAGUGAACCCUCUUGAGUGUACCCGACAUCUCAUUCAGAAAGCAGCUCUAGAAUCUGACAUCUCUCUGUACUUUUGUCAUAAGUGGACUUUUUCUUCCGAUGUACUGUAGUUAACCGACACGUCGUCUUGUGCCAUACGCUCUAAUGCCAUAAUCCCUCUUUGAUGCUGGUUUUUACCUCCCUUUCUCAAUCCAUUGCGCUGUUACUACCAAUGCCUUGUUACACAUAAGCCCGAGAGCAAGCACCAGGCAGAAAGGCUGCGUUGCUGUUUGCCGUAUUUUACACGAUCACGCACAGAAGCUGUCGGAGGCGGACGCCGCCGCGCAAGCAUCCUGGUAGCUGCUCUGAGCUGCUGUGUGCCAACAAGUCAGCCAGGUUGCCUUUUCUUAUUGUUUGAGUUGUACUUAGAUAUGGGGAUUUCUCACUGCUGUUGCUGGGAAAGCAGGUAGCUCCUUAUAUGGAGCUGUACCAACCAACAAGAGUCACUGGAUGCUCAACAGUACACUUUACACUCUCUACACAAAGGGCCCGAUUCAGCUUCGUUUUUCCAAAUUAUUCUGGAUACUUACAAGCCAAAAUAUGUAAAGAUUUGAAAUGAGUGCCAAUUAGCUGAUGAAAUUAGAGUAAACUUGCAGACCACACAUGCAUGAAUGAAGUCUGGAAUAGAGCACAGAUGUAAAAGAAGAGAUUUUUCCGGAGAUGAGGGAACAUUUUUCUGAUUUGUAACAUUGCUAAAGUCUUGGUUUUCCAACUUCUAUCUUCAGUAUUGGUUAUUUUCACCAACUCAAAUACUGUGCCACUGGAGGUCACGCGUUCAUCAGUCGUUUUUUUUUUUUUUUUUAUGUUGUUUUUU
This is a messenger RNA of Mugil cephalus (flathead mullet), 5654 nucleotides long. RefSeq names its product rhomboid, veinlet-like 1 (Drosophila) (gene rhbdl1). The record is from RefSeq and is a predicted model, not a curated record. The coding region runs from base 468 to 1586 and encodes 372 amino acids. The transcript has 8 exons. Gene Ontology annotation, cellular component: membrane. Gene Ontology annotation, molecular function: serine-type endopeptidase activity. NCBI's taxonomy places the organism in Eukaryota, Metazoa, Chordata, Actinopteri, Mugiliformes, Mugilidae.